Ricinus communis (castor bean) is the source of this 619-nucleotide messenger RNA. Its product is annotated as thioredoxin-like protein YLS8. Gene Ontology annotation, biological process: mRNA splicing, via spliceosome. Bases 87 to 515 code for a protein of 142 amino acids. The transcript has 2 exons. The record is from RefSeq and is a predicted model, not a curated record. Gene Ontology annotation, cellular component: spliceosomal complex; U5 snRNP; U4/U6 x U5 tri-snRNP complex. Lineage: Eukaryota; Viridiplantae; Streptophyta; Magnoliopsida; Malpighiales; Euphorbiaceae.
AUUAGCUCGAUACGCAUUCGUGGAAUCUACGCAAGAAUUGUAGGAUUAGGGAUUGGAGUCGGUGGACAGAUUAGAGACAGAGAAAGAUGUCGUACCUGCUUCCACACUUGCACUCAGGAUGGGCCGUCGAUCAGGCCAUCUUGGCCGAGGAAGAGCGUCUUGUUGUCAUCCGAUUCGGCCACGACUGGGACGAGACCUGCAUGCAGAUGGAUGAAGUUUUGGCCUCAGUUGCUGAGACAAUAAAGAACUUUGCUGUCAUAUACCUUGUGGACAUCACAGAGGUGCCUGAUUUUAACACAAUGUAUGAGCUUUAUGAUCCAUCCACGGUCAUGUUCUUCUUUAGGAACAAGCACAUUAUGAUUGAUCUUGGUACUGGAAAUAACAACAAAAUCAAUUGGGCUCUCAAGGACAAGCAGGAGUUUAUUGACAUUGUUGAGACUGUGUACCGUGGGGCAAGAAAGGGCCGUGGUUUGGUUAUUGCUCCUAAAGAUUACUCCACCAAGUAUCGCUACUAAGUUUUAAGGGAAGUUAUUAAUUUGACCUUGCAAGAACUUGUACUGAAAACUAUAUGUUUGUGUAGAAUUCGAAAAUUUUAAUAGAUGUGCAAUGUUCUGGUUAA